Messenger RNA from Armigeres subalbatus, 21385 nucleotides. It is a transcript of the gene stol, whose product is annotated as voltage-dependent calcium channel subunit alpha-2/delta-3. Gene Ontology annotation, cellular component: voltage-gated calcium channel complex. Lineage: Eukaryota; Metazoa; Arthropoda; Insecta; Diptera; Culicidae. The coding region runs from base 1581 to 5363 and encodes 1260 amino acids. Gene Ontology annotation, molecular function: voltage-gated calcium channel activity. The transcript has 20 exons. The record is from RefSeq and is a predicted model, not a curated record.
AGGUGCAUUGUGUCGUGAGCGCGCGCGGAAAAAAGGCGAAAUCGUUUCUUCUCUGAGGCUGUGGUAGCCCAGAGUCUGCCUGGAGUACUACUGUGCGGAUCGUGGUCUACUACGGAUACACGAAUUCGUCGUCGAGGCGCGGAACGUUUUUUUUUCGGGAAGAUUAAAUAAUAGGAUUCCGCAGUCGAUUUUCCUCCUUGCACCGUGCUGCGAAACUAAAAUUCAGUGUCGAAAUAGUGUGCCGCAGAACUAGAAAGUGAUUGCUUAAUUAAUUGUUGGUGCAGUGAUCUUUUUUCCUCCAGGAAACCCGGAUAGAUGGCGAGUGAAAAGACAAAUUGAGUCUGGGUCUGUUCUUUUAGGCGGAACGUGAAAAUUUUUGGCCACCCGUGUUUAGUCGUGGGGAAAUUUUUGAGAGGUGUUCGAUGAGAAAAGGAAAAACCUGACGGAUGGUACGGUGAAAAUUAUCUGUAGAAUUCUCGAAACAAGAACGGCUUGGUCGAACGAGAAAAUGCAAUAUUGGCCUUGAAGCCGUAUGACCUGAUCCUAAGAGUGCGUUUGUGAAUUGAAAAUUUAUUACCUGGUGGCACGCUUGCCAAGUUUUUUUUUUCUCUUCGUUUUGUCUGGCGAUUAGUGAAUCAAUUGUUGGUAGAAGGAAUUUUCUUCGCUUCGAAUGUUUGGUUUGGUGUAAAAUUGGAAGUUCUAAUUGGCAUGUUGGAAAAAGUUCUAUUCGAAAAAUCGAAAGAUUGUGCGAAUUGUAUGUCCGUCCUUGGGUUAGUGAAUUUUUUGGUCCAAAUCUAAUGGUAGUGAAAAUUUGACUCACGGGAGUUGUGCUGAGGAUUGACACCCAGGAAGUAGAAUAGUAUUGCACAUGAAAAUGUAAAAAGAAGAACGUGAAUAACGCCAUUCGAGAACGGAGUGGGAAAGUAAAAAACAGGAAUUACAAGGAUAUCGACCAAAUUGUUCGUCUUAGCUGGUGAUAAAGGAUAAAACAAGUACCAUUUGGUAAUUAAAUUUCCUUCUAUGGGGGUAGUAAAAGUUUCACCCUCCACUGCUUGUGAGUGAACCGUGAGAGUUGGGUUGUAUGUGCGAUUUUUGGUGUAAAAUUUUCGGUAGGACACGCGCGCGUCUCCCACCAUUUUUGGCACUGUAUGUGUUUCGUUGCGCUUCCGACAGCGUCUGUAGUGGUGCUCAGAAAGGACUCCCACCCCUACUCGUGGAGCCACUACUCCACCCAUCAACCCAACUCGUAACCAGAGAAAUGGGAAAACACCGACCCGUCGUAAAAUGAUUCCGCCUGUGCAAGCCUGACUCGCUGGAGUGCUGCUAUACUAUUUGACGAGUGAGCGUUAUCCAAAAAAGAAAGAACCCUAACAAGUACAAAAGGAACAACAAGAAGAGAAGUUUAUCGAGCGUGUGGAAUAUAUACCAACCAUAAAACAAGUAGAUAAAUAAAUCAUAAAAAGCGAGAUCCUCGCCAAGAAUACGAAACCUCGGAAAAACAGUGCCAAAACAGCGCCGCAUAUCGAAUACCCAUCAUCAUCAUCCACCAGCGAGGAGUGCAACGAACAGAAACAACGACGAUGAUGGAUCCCCCGAGGAAGCGAAGCCUUGUAACGGGGGAUCAUCGUCGAAUUCGUUUGUUGACUGGGAUAAUGGCGUUUGUCUUUCUGACGAUGCUGGCGACAAGCGUGGUGACGGUGGUAGCCGAUCCGGAUGAGGACAUUCCGCACAACGAGGUCCGAAAUUGGGCCAUCCGCUUCGGUGUGGAUCUCUGGGAGUUUGGCCGACAGUUCACCAAAGCGAACGAGAUAAGAAAUAAAUACAAGGACUACGAUUUGGACGUUAAUCGUAAGGAUGGAAUCCUGCUGCUACGUGAGCUGGCGACUGAGGUGAAGAAUUUUAUGGAUUUUAAAAUGAACGCUGUCAUGCGAAUAAUGGAUUCGGCCGAACAGGCGGCACUUUCCGAGUCGGACCCGGAGAGCGGUGCGUCCAAAUCGCACGGCAACGGGUUCUACGAUGCGAGACGGAUAAACGAGUAUCAAUCGGACGGACGGCUGGCCGAAGGCUCUCGACAGAUGCUGCUGCGGCACAUGCGACGGUUCGAGGGCUAUCCGGUCAAUAUUAGCCUCAGUGCCGUACUGAUGGCGAACGGGGUGAACCUAGAAGACCCCGAGACGCAAGCCGCCAUCAAAUGGUCGUCGCAUCUGGACCCCCUGUUUGCAAACAACAUCGAGAGAGAUUCCGCCCUAUCGUGGCAAUAUUUUGGAUCCAGUUCUGGGUUUCUGCGACGCUUCCCCGGAACAGCUUGGCCGCCGGAAACGUCCUACGGCAGUAAAGAGAUCAGUGAUUUUCGAACGGAGGAUUGGUUCAUUCAGGCGGCUUCUUCGCCGAAGGAUGUGAUGAUUCUUCUCGAUUCUUCGGGGUCCAUGAGCGGAAAAGAAUACCAGCUUGCAGUUGCUACUGCUUCCGCCAUCAUGGAUACGCUAGGCGAUGACGACUACUUCAAUUUAAUUUCAUUCUCCGACCAAGCGAGAGUAAUAGUUCAGUGCUUCCAGGAUAAAAUGGUUCGAGCAACACCCGACAACAUCAAGGAGGUAAAAACGGCAAUUCAAUCGGUUGAAUGUGAAAAUACGGCAAACUUUUCCGCCGCAUUAGAAUCGGCCUUUGAGUUGCUGCGAAGGUAUAAUCAGAGCUCCCAAGGAAGUCAGUGUAAUCAAGCCAUCAUGUUGAUUACCGAUGGACCAAGUGAUACCUUCGCCGAUGUGAUCAAACAUUACAACCAUCCUCAUAUGCCCGUCAGGAUAUUUACCUACCUUAUCGGAACGGACAAGAGCAGUGGGAAGAAUUUGUACCAAAUGGCUUGUGAUAAUAAAGGCUUCUACGUACAAAUUAAUAGCGUCGAGGAAGCUAAACGGAAAGUAGUUGAAUACGCUCUGGUGAUGGCCCGACCUAUGGUUUUGUACCAAGCAGAUCACCCCGUCCACUGGAGUCCGGUGUUCACCGGAGGUCGUAGCGGUAUUCUAGGACGCGAGAAUGAAAACAAACGUAAACUGGUAACGACUGUUUCGACUCCGGUAUUCGAUCGUCGAAACCACUCAUCGCGAGCUGCCAAUUUGCUGGGAGUAGUGGGUACCGAUGUUCCUAUUGAGGAGAUUCAGAAAAUGAUUCCACAGCAUAAGUUGGGUGUGAAUGGGUAUUCCUUUAUUGUGGAUAACAACGGACGGGUUUUGUACCAUCCGGAUUUACGGCCUAUGAGUGACAACGGACAGUACAGUGCAUCUCUGAAGCAUAAGUACAAUUCGGUUGACUUAACAGAAGUUGAGCUACCUGAAGUGGACAAUCCCAGCAAUGGGAUUAAUGAACGGCAUGAGCACAGGUUCACAAAUGUUCUUCAAGAGCUGCGAAACGAAAUGGUUCUUCAGAAAGAAGGCGAGAAUGAGUUGACCAUCCUAACUCACAUGGAUGGGAUGAAGCGUGUUACAUUGAGGCCUCAAAAGUACUUUUACGGCCCAAUCGAUGGUACUCCAUUCUCGUUGGGAAUAGCUCUUCCCGAUAACUACGGUAUUCAUGAAUUGAAUGCUCAAAUAGAGAUUCGGCAUUCGCACAACAAUGUCACAGAACAUUUCCAAGGCUUCAAUUGGAAGGUGCACCCGGAUUGGGUGUACUGUGAAUACAACAGUCUCAAAGACGUAGAAAACAAUGGCGAGAGUACGACGGAAUCCACCUACCGGGACAAGGACGAAAGUUUCGACACACCUGAAGAACAAGUGCUUCAUUUCCUGGCCCGCGUCGGCAGGCCCGGCUGGAAGUGGAUGUCGGUUCGUCCCCGGUCGCCUCAGCCACAUCAUGGCCAUGGUGGAAUUCCGGUUGGGCAUUUUGCUCAGCAUCAUUUCAAUUCGCAAGGUUCCCGCAAGGCGGAACCAUACUACUGCGAUCGUACUCUCGUGCAAAGCCUAGUGCGUGAUGCUAUUGUUACGGAUGGUUUGGAUCGAGCGUCAACCCAUCCCGGAAGAAAGGAGGACAGGAGACAAGGAUUUUCUAUGUUCGAUGUGCAGACGACAUUCGUUGCUACCCGAUCGGGAUUACUUCGGUGGUUUGACCAUUUGCCGCACAAUGAGAACUCAGAACCUCAUUUCAGCGAGACAAAUGCUCGAGCGAUGGACAUGAGCUGGUAUAAGCGAGCGGUUGAUCACCAUUCUAUCGAACCGGAUGGUUUUGUGUUCAGUGUGCCAUUCGACUCUGGAUAUUCUGGCAAAAAUAGUUCAAUACUUGUCACUGCAACCCACGCUCUUUUCAUCGAUCACCGUGGUCAUAAAGCUCCAGCAGCAGUUGUAGGGUUACAGUUCCAUCACGAUUCACUUUCAAAGCUUUUUAAUAACAUAACAUCGAGUUGUACUGGCUCGGGAUCUUCCUGCAAAAAGACAUGUGCUUCCGACGAACUGGAUUGCUACCUGCUGGACGACAACGGAUUCGUCAUUCUAUCCGAGCGGAACGAGCAUACUGGGAAAUUUUUCGGUCAGAUCGAUGGCACCAUCAUGGAUUCUCUGGUUCAAGAUCGCAUCUACCGGAGGAUAGCUUUCAUGGACUACCAAGGCAUUUGCUCCGAUCGCGACAACCCAUACACGGCUGCAGGAGAACCUCUGAAACCGAUACGUCCCAUGUCUUGGCUGCUGAAGUACAUCAUUUCCUUUGCCACCUAUUGGUUAUCCAUUCUGCCUACUCCGGUAGCAUCGUGGCAUCAGAGCAAUAGCUACUAUGACAGCGAAAACGACUUUGAAGAGGUUUAUGAGUACGAGAACAACUACGAAAUGCCAGCAGAACAUAAUCCGUACGAUUUCACGACACCUGACUACGAACUGCAUUCAACACCCAUGCCGCAACGAUCGCAGGUUACGUCCGGACCUCGGGUGGUACCUGAUCCGGCCCACGCCAGACCGUGUGAUCUCAAAACAGACUUGUAUAUACUGCAACCUGAUCGGUUGAACUCCAGUGGACAGAACAAUCCACUCAAGGGUAAACUGACGAACUGUCACUCCUCGGGUUGUGAGCGACCCUUCAGCGUGCAGAAGAUUCCUCACAGUAACCUAAUUUUGCUGGUCGUGGACGUGUUGUGUCCGUGUGGUUCCAAGCAGUUGGACAUCGAACCGCAAGAAGUGCAUGGCGGUGCAGGUAAGUUAGGAGCAUGCGGAGUACGGCGGAUGGCCAAGGAAAAAAUGCUCCGGAAGCGACCAAAUCGCUGCAUCAGCUACCACCCGGAGGAAAUCGAAAUCAAGCAGUGCGGUACUGCCACCGGCCUUUUCCGAGCGUCGAUCUUCUCGACGAUAGCGACGUUUGUGCUGAUAUGGGUGCUAACCAGCGCGUGAUAAAGCACAUGCUUGGUAGAUUGCUAGACCUCAACGACUACUACGAAACUCGACUAAUUCUAACCCUAAUCACCAUUGCACAGUAGCGACUUUACACGGAUUAAGUGGUCAUCUGCGUAUGAUCAUGCGCGGAACAAAAGCAGAAACAGUCAUCAACGCCAACGGAGCAAACAAUUGGCUUAUCCGAGAAAGUGUUCAUCGAUCGAGGGUAUUUUUUACAAGAACGUUAUAUUAGACGGCAGUAAGUUGCAAAGCCAGAAUCGACGAUUUAUGGUUAUUUUUCCUAUUUUUCGAGAUAGAAUUUGAGACUCAGCAGUUCGAGGAGGGACUAUAAGUUGUAAGACGAGAUGAAGUUCUAAGUGUAUACACAUUAACUAAACCGGUAACAGCAAACGAUUUAACAUCAAGCUCCGACUAACGAUAAUCGAACGAAACAACAAAUCCCACACGCAGAAUCGAUGCCACCAGUGUUAGACUGAUGCAAAGCAUUAGAAAAAAAAGAUCACCAAAAGUUAAUGCUUUUGGUUCAGAACCAAAUUGGCCGAAGCACAGAUCACUAAAAAAAUGUAAAUGCUGCACCACUGUCUAGUAAAUCCAAAUGUUAUGGCAACCCGAUGAAAGAAGAAACCAACUUAAACGUAAUGGACAAUACGAUGUUUAAAACUUUAGCAAAUAUAAAGAAAACUGAAUCAAAUUUGAAUUUUAAGGACAAAAUAAGCAAGAAAGAAAAGAAAAAAAAAACAACUGUCUGUGGUACGUUUUUUCGAUUUAUUGAUCACAUUUUAGGAGAAGAAAAUAAAACGAAACUAAACUCUAUUCGUAAGACACAUCGUUUAAGGCAAACCAAGUGAAUAAAACACCCUACUCUAUUUGUCGAAGCGGAAACAGCAACAGCAAGCACAGAAAUCACCAAACUAUGACACGUGACAGGAAGAGACAGGAUCACAUUUAUCGAGUUAGUAGCGGUAUCUGGGAGGGAAACUGUAAGAUAUAGCAUUAUAUAGGAAGAGCGCAGAUUUUAGGACUGUAUAGUUAAUAAAUAAAUUGUAGCGUUAGCUGUCAGUGAAACAAAAUUGUUCAUAGAGGCAUUAUGUUGGUAGUUAAAAUUUUGACAGAGUGUAUCGAACGGUUAGCGAAAUUCGGUUGAAUAUUUUUCCGUUAAACGAAUUGUACCUUUUCAUAGCACCGGGCUAGAUGGAGAAAGUUAGGCAGGCGAUAAUUUACGAGUGUUGAUCCGUGUAUUUCUUUUGGUUUUAAUAGUGAAUUCUGAAUUUAUUUUAUGAGAUAGUUAGAGCAUUUGGUCAUCGGAAGAACCUGAAUCCGGAAAGAAGCGAGCUUAAUUUAGAAGAAGAAUCUAUUCGUUAUGAGUUUCCAUAGUUUGAACCUUUGAAAGAAGGCAGAGGGAAAAAGUCAAAUAAAUCUGUUAAAAAUUCGUCGGAAGUUUGUGCUCUUACUAUUUAUGUUUGGUAUGCACUGGAACUCAGUAGCAUUGUUUUCCGGACCUGAAACUCUAUACAUAUUCCAGUACUGUUUCUAUAUCCGUCGCGUAACGUAUCGAUAAGCUUGGAAAGGCUGACUUUAUUUUUAUUUGAGAAAAAAGAAGUGAGUUUGUAAUUAGUUGUAAAUAUGUCGAUUGGGAACUGCAGCUUCUGUUGGGUUCUCUUCUACCAUUCCAGAUUAAGGUACAACGUUUAGCGAAGGCGUAAGCUUAUGUUGAUAGUGAAAACAUUUAUUUUUAUCGAAUGACGAUGAUUUGGAUUGAACACAGAUAUUCAUUUAUUUUUACUGAAGUAAUGGAUAUCAGUUUGUGUGCUUUAGAUUGCUUGAAUAGUAGCUAUUGAACUAUUUGUUUCAGAGAAGCACUUUUGUUAAGGAGGAAGUAAAAUGGACAGCCAACAACCACGGGUUUUAACUGAGUGUUUGUGCUUCCGUUCGGUGUUGCACUACCGCAGUUAUAAUACUGACAAACAUCCACCAUUAGAUUAACGACCAAUUUGAAUUUGAUUUGUUGCCCGCAAGAAAACGCUUCGGUUGCUGCUUUGUUUGACCGUGUGUGAAGUUGUUUGAACAACCAUUUCACGGUUGGCGUUUCGGUUGAAAAAAAAAAACAAAACGGUUUGAUUUUGGUUUGACUUGUCGGGAGCGGAGUCAAAGUUCGCCGAAUAUGAUUGAGCGUUUGUAGUCGCACAAACCCCCAUACAUUCUUUGAUGGUUGAUGUUCAAGUUGGCGCUUCGAUCGUUCGUGUGUGAUAUUGUUGGUCGGAUGAAUUGAGUGUUCGAGCCGCUGUUGGUGGUGUUUGUUGGAUGCUUGACUAAACGAGAGGUGGAGUCAAUGUUGGUCAAACUGCUUGACCACUGUGUCCGCUCCAUUACGUUCAUCGGUUCAAUUUUAGGGUGCGUUUAAGAAAAAUUCUCGGCAUUUUCGAUUGAUUCCCUCCAUUAGAGACUGUGCAGUCGUUUCCAGUACGUUUUUCUCAGUUUUCUCUACUUCUUCAUAAUUUCCGUUUUCUUUCUCUUUUCCUUUUGCCUUUCGAAGUUUUCGCUUCAUCAUGACCAAAUAGAUUUCGGUUGGACGUAGUUCAGGACAUUUGGGUGGGUUCAUGUCUUUCAGCACAAAAUCCACAGAAUUCACCGCAUACCACUCGGCGCGGUUUUGGAAUAGUGACAUAAAACUUAAUCGGGAGCAUAGCAUUAGCAUUAGCACUGUUACGGUGUAAUUCGUAGAUUGGACACUAGUGAUACUCAUGUUUUACUUUUGAGAAAUCAAGAAGAGGAGUGGUCCUUGAUUUCAGUCUUAAAGAAAAAAAACAAAAGCAUGAGGAUUACUACUCCUGGCCACGCCCAACUUCACUGUAACUAGGGAGAGGAAGGAAGUGUUGAUGUAGUACUUACUUAACGAGGGGCCACCGACUUAGCGACACCCUCAUAAGUACCACGGAGUUGGAUAAUGAGGAAGGUAUUCGUUGGGUCAGGAUUUGCCUGUAGCUUAGAAUGUAACCGUAGUAGAUCUUACCCCGUAACACACCACGUAAAGGUGUCUACCCAGCCUUACGGGUAAAGGGAUAAAACUUAUUCGGGAGUAGUGACAUGAAGUUGAAUGGAAAACAACGGUGUUUGAUCGUGCGGUCUCAAAACACGACAAAAGCCUUUUUCGGUGCAACUCACUUUUGUAUAAGUGUAUAAAAUCCUUUCGCAAGCGGUUUGCAGAUUUUUUUUCAUCUCGACCGUAAUCUUCUUGACAACUGUAUCAAUGAGCUAGAUUUUACUGAGGUGGCACAGAUCGGGACUGCGUACCACUAGUUGUCUCUUUUAUUCUCCGCUGAUCUACGCCACCUUAGUAAAGUUUAGUCCUUUGCAACUGCGUAACUGCACAGAUGUAAAUAAUACACUCUAAAGAAAACCUGUGCAACAUAUGGCGAACUUCGGUGAAGCAGAAAAAAAGUAACGCAGAUUUAAAAGUGGCACAAUAGUUAACGACUCACUCUUUACGCAACAGCUCUCCCGGCAUACGGUCACAGAUCCAGCCCACUGUAAAUAUAUCUGCAGUUUUGUACACUUGGUACAACUCGUGUCGAAUGCAGGAUUUUUCUUUCAAACACUCCGAGAAUUAGAUAGCCUGCAUUUUUUAACGUCCACGUCCAUGUUCAAUGGCAAAUGGGAGACUGAAUGAAUCAACGAUGUGUACAGAGCUAGUUUUGUUCGUGUCUGUAAGCUGCGAGACUUUAGCUGGCUAGGCAAAACGUAGAUAGUCCUACUUGCAGAGCCGCAACACAUAUUUCCACCUCACGGCUAACACUUUUAUCAUACGUAAUGAGUAGUAAGUCCAUCAACCAGCUCGAAGGCAUUUCUCCUCCCUCUUAAAUCAUUUCAAUCACUUGGUGGGUUUUUCAUUAGGCAGGUCACUUCCAACUUUAAGAAGCUCGGCCGCAAUUCCGUCCUUGCCAGCGGUUUUAUCGUUUUUCAGCUCUGAGUGAGUGAGUGAUUCAACUGCCUGUCCAUCAUCGUCAAUUCUGAUUUUGUUUGUGGCUACUCUGCCGAAGUGCUCCUUCCACCUUGCAGCCACCCCAGCCGGUCAGUCAGUCAAAAGAUUUCUGGAUCAUGUGUGGCGCCAGUGCACUCUUCUAGCGCAUGUUGUUUAUCGUUUUGUAGAACUUCAGCGCGUCGUUUCUGUAAGAGCUUCCCUCUGCAUCCGAGAGUACUUUUUCGUCGUAAACCCGUUUCUGACGCCGCUGGAGUUUUUCUCAGCUGUCCUUAGUUAUUUAUAUCGUUCUCAAUUUUGGCGUAUAGCCACUACGUACAUGCGGCUCCUGGCCUGGUUUUUCUCCUCUGUCGCUGUUCGGCACUCCACAUCUGUGGCUGUUGUAUUGACCGUCUUGUGUACUUAUUGCCACAAUGCAUUCAAUUUUUCUCCAGAUGGGUGUCCUCUGAUUCGUUCGUCGAGCUUCUGAGCGAAUUGCUCCACAACGUCCUCACCCGAUAGUCGCUAUAUAUUCAGCCGCAUGUUUCUUUCACCUGUGACGCUGGAAAGCUCUACGCGAAUCUUACAUAGCAUCAGAUAGUGGGCCUCGGAAGGUCCUUCCAUCUAUGAAAUAUGAGACAUCUGAGAAAUGCCGACCGUCUACCAAAGCAUCCACUAAGAGAGCAGCUUUUAGAAUUUUCUCAAAACAUCGAACGCUACCUCUAAGAAACCAUUAUGUGAGGCUUAAUCAUGAAUACCAACGAGCAUGUCGGCAAAGCUUUGCACGGUACCAACGAGAUCUUGAGCUCAAAUUCAAAUCUAAACCAAAAUCCUUCUGGAACUACGUCAACGAACAGCGCAAGGAAUCCGGGCUUCCAUCGACAAUGAAUUUGAAUGGUGAAAUCGCCUUAACUACUCAGGAAGUUUGCCGCCUAUUUGCCGAAAAAUUCGCGAGCGUUUUCAGUGACGAAAGGAUGAGUGACAGCCAAGUCUCUAUCGCAGCAGGGAACGUUCCCCUAAACAACCAGUCUUUGGGUGCAUUCAACAUCGAUUAUGACAUUAUCCUGAGAGUCGCAAAUCAGUUAAAAUCGUCAAAAAAUCCAAAGCCCGGCGGCGUACCGGCUAAUGUUCCCAGUCCACGAAAAGGGAGACAAACGCGAUGUGAUCAACUAUCGAGGGAUUACGUCAUUGCGUGCCGUCUCGAAGCUGUUCGAACUCGUCAUUAUGGAACCACUGCUUUCACACUGUAAGCCACUUCUUAGUGAUGAUCAGCACGGAUUUACUGUCGGUCGCUCAACUUCCACCAAUUUACUGUGCCUCACGUCCUACGUCACAAACAGUCUAACAGAACUGGCUCAAACGGAUGUUAUUUAUACUGACCUCUCUGCAGCUUUCGAUAAGAAUAAUCACUCAUUAGCCAUUACUAAACUGGACCGAUUCGGUGUCAGCGGAGGUCUGCUGAACUGGUUUCAUUCAUAUCUUUCUGACCGCUAUCUGACCGUAGCUAUUGGGGAAUGCACCUCUAAAAGUUUUCAUGCACCAACCGGUAUACCACAAGGGAGUCAUCUAGAACCACUGAUCUUUUUCAACUAUGUACACCUCGUUAUCGAAUGUCCUCGGUUGUCCUACGCAGAUGACCUUAAAAUCAUUUCAGAAAUACAUACAUUGUCAGCUCUUACAACGUCAACUAGAUCGCUUCGUGGAUUGGUGCUCUCUAAACCGAAUGAACGUCCAGCCACGCAUGCUCCGUAAUAGCCAUAUGUUGAGGCUGCCCUUUCGUCGUACAAAUUAUGGCAUGCAUGGGGAGCUAUAUGUGGUAGGGUGGUUCAAAAAAUCGAUUUUGCUCCACAGUGCUCAUCUGAUUUUUUACCAUGUUCUGAGUGACCUCUGAAAAUUUGAGCUCAUUUGGAUUAAAACUGAUUUAGCACAAGCCGUUUCAAGUUUGCAUGCAAAUUAGUACAUAUGGGGAAAUUUAUUUUUUCAUUAUACUGUUAAUGACGCUUCCCCAUCAAGCGCAUGUUAAAAGAAAACCUACAUAGCUAAAAGGAAUACUCAACAGCUUUCACUCAGUGAAAACCGCAUCUCAAUUAAUCGUUCCAAUAAUUAGUAAUCGAAUUUAAUCUAUACCGUGGUUUUCUGGAGCUAAUUGCAUAACUCAUCAACAGGCAACAUUGCUGCUCGUGGCGCGAAAGAUAGCAAUUCAGAAAGAAAAUUCAGGCUACUAUGUUGCACUGCACAUUUCAGUGAUGCCCUCAAAGAAGUUUAAUGAUCAUGACUAAAGAUUCGCAACCUGUCUUAAAAGCAGGUCUUAGAGCACUGUGGAGCAAAAUCGAUUUUUUGAACCACCCUAAAUGUGGCCUACAGUCUUCAACAGAGUCGCAUCACUCGCACCACACGGAGCAUGUAAAGCCGAAGAUUUUCAUCCUUCUUCGCAGGCAUAAACAGACGAAGACAAUGAUUUUUUUUUCAAAUACUCUACAUCAUUGGGGCCAAAUGUAGCCUGUUGACAGUGUUGCCACAAGUGCAGAUUUAUCUGGAAAGGUACAGAUUUUUUAACAAAUUUUGGUACAGAUUCUGAACGGUACAGAUUACAGAUUUUUACCAAAAAGUACAGAUUGGUACAGAUUUUUAACACAGCAUUAGAAAAGUAAAUUUACUUCUGUUAAUCAUUCUCUGACGAUAGGAAUGAUUGCGAUUUUCAUUUGAGAUUUUUCCAGAUGAGAACAGUAGGCAAGUUCAGUGUUGGGAAAAACUCAAAAUCUCAAAACUCAUAAACGAUUCAAAUCACUCGUGAGUUGAAACGCACCCAACUCAGCACCUAAAAAAUCAUGGCUGAGUUGAUUCAUCCAUUUGAAUCAUCGUAGGUUUUCUUUUGUUCUCCUUCGUAAAAUAACAGUCAACUAGCGUUCAACACAUAGAACAAUGGAUACUCUUGCGUUUGUAAACAAUAAAUUGCCCCCAAAUUAAUUAUAAACACUUUUUAGAGCGAAAUGAUUUUUUGGGAAAUGAGUGAAAUGAUUCGUUUUAGCAUGAAAAACUCAGACGUGAUGCAUUAUUUUAAAAUCGCAAAUGAGUUAGUUCGCGCGGGAGAGCUCAAUGAUUGGGUUUUAUGAAUGAUUUUACCAACACUGGGCAAGUUAUCACCGAUUAUAACUUCUCAUCAAACUAUAAUAAACACAAAAUUAUCAUUCGAAUAUAAACCUGAUUAAUACCAACUAUAUGUCAACAGUACCGUUAAAUAUUGUUUCGUGUUAUGGCUCUGCGAUAGAAUUUCUUCCUAUUAGUUCAAAACGUAAUACUAACGAUAAAUACUUGAAACUAAGAUACAUUUUUGAACGAUUCUUAUUCGCUGGUGAGUUUUUAUCAAUUGAUAAUUCAAACUUACAUCGCGUGUGAGUGUUCAUCAGCUUUGAUUUAUAUAAAACAUAAUCUUUCCAAUCUCUGCUCUGUUAUAAAACAAAUGUUUAAAAAUGCAAGUCAAAACGAGGAAUUUGUAUUCUAUUUAGUUUUAAUGUCAUAUAAAACUAUCGUUGAAAAAUGACAAAAUAAUAUCAACUCAUCCCUAGUAACACUGAUGGUUCUAUCAUGGUUUUAUAGCAUACUUGAAGAGUAAAUCGUUGUCUCCAAUAGCAUUAUAAAUCAUUAUUAUUACUUGGGAUGCAGGAAAAAAUAUUGAAUACUAGUCGACCCGGCAGACGUUGUCCUGCAUAGUAGGCGAAAAUGCGCGUUCUGAGCUGCCCAUGCAAAAUUUCCAUACGUAUCUUUAUUUUAGUUUUUUAGGAUUUACUCAAUUUUAGUCGUGGUUUUCGUAGGAAUGAAUAUCAUAUAAACCCGUCGGAAACAAUAACGAACAUAUCUGCUGAAGAAAUGAAGAAAAUGUAUCCAGCCUUUUUCGAGUUAUGCGGAUACGAACACAGACCAUUUCAUUUAUCAUCUAAUGAUUCGACGCUGCUACUUAUCAAGCACUAUGAAACCAACUCCAUUCUCCACCUUCUCGCCAGAGAUGCAUCUUGAACAGAACAUGAGCCAAGAGCGUGCCUUGGUGUUCUUAGUUUUGAACUCAGAACACAGUUCAGUGUGCACUGGGUCGAUACGCAAGCAAAACGAUCAUGGUAACUAAGAUUCCUUAGAUUUGGAACUAUGCAAAAACAUACGAGCAUGCUUGAUUUCUAUCCGUUAGAUGCCCACGUGUUCCAUUACUAGCCGAAAAAUGUGUAGCAUGCCAUCGCUUGAAUUUGUUUUCCUAGGAUACAAGUUGCUAAGUUAGGUCAGUGCUCUUGAACAGUGUGUAGUGUGCAGAACGUUUUGAACACGAACACGCGUUCUCGUGUUCAGAUGCAUCUCUGCUUCUCGCUACCACUGUAGUAGAUGUGAUACUUGAAUUAGGUACUGGCAAUUGGGUCCAGUGCGCGAAGCUCCCGUACUCCUGUUCCACGCAAUCGGAUCUUCUGAAGCGCUGCAAGCUGCACCUUCAUUUUCUGCAGCUCUCGUGUAAGGAGGGCAACUCGUGAAGGUUCCAACUUGGCCCUAAAUUUACAAGUGCCGAGUUUCCAAUUAAUUUUCGUUAAACAUGGCCGCGUACUUAGCCGAUUGUUCAAUCCUGUACUUUAUUUUUUUUCCGUAGGGAAAAAAGAGAUGACAAUACAACUUUUCUCAGUCACUGAGUAGAUGAAUGUUGGCAUGCGGUUAUUUCAUCGGAAACGGUUUGGCAGAAAAUUCCAUUUGUCCAAAGCGUUUGCUUUAACUGGUCUUUCGUAAGUAAGGGUCAUUUGACUGAAAAUGUCAUUUGGCCGAAAAUAUCAUUUGCUGAACGGGUAAUAUCGUCAAAAAUGUCGACUCAUUUUGCCAAACGGCAAUUUUGGAAAAAUACUUUUGACGUAAACUACGUCUAAGGGGAAGACUCGGAUACAGGGUGACAAAUGAAAAUUUCCAAAUUCGAGACCGUCACGAAAUCAUGUAAGAUUUCAAAAGUUAAUAGCUCCAUUAUCUUUCAAUGGAUUUUCGAGAUUUUAUUAUCAAUCUUUUUUUUUGCUUUAUUUAUGUGUUUAUUAUCAAUCGAAUCGGAAUCUCUCCAGCAUUUUUUAAGCCCAUUGAAACUACUGAUUAUCAACGUAAAAACAUUGAAAAUCCAAUUCUUUACCAACCCAGUAAAAUUUCAUAUUUUCGUUACGUCCGCCGUCUGGUGCCAUUGGUUCUUGCGCUCUACUUUUGUGCGGUGAUUCGCACAAAAAGUACAACAACCAAAGUAAUGACCGUGGUCGGAGCAAAAAAAGUGGUGUUUAUGAAAAAGUUCUACAAAUGCUGGACAUGUUUAUGUAAGCAAGAGGUGAUCACUAAAUUUUUUUUUUUUUUUUUUUUUGUUUUUAUUAAGGAGACUUUCAGCAUCAUUAAAAUUGAUUAUCAACUAUAAACAAGGUUAUCUUACUAUUUAGGCAGCACCCCUUUUAAAAUUGCACUUCAAAAGUCACACUACAGUCGAAGAAAGGAAAGGCAUCGUCACCACUGCGGAAUAAUAAAUUUGGGGUUUUUAAAUGAAAAUUUUAAAUUGUCACAUCAAAAUAUUAGUGAGUGAGUUACCUAGUGAGUUACGCUAAUUUUGUUCGAAACACAAAUGAAUUGGUGUGCGAUCGAACAUGAUUUGCGGAAAAACUACACAUUACACGCGGCAAAACGUUUACCAAAACGAACCUCGCUACCUCCCGACCCCAUAUAUCCAACAUUCCAAUGGUUACUCGUGGAAGUGCAGAUGACUCGUCUGCCUCUAUUAAUAUGAGUAUCAUGUCAACAUAUUCCUACCCAUUCAUUAAUUGGCCCGCAUUCGAACACGGCCGGCGCCGGUAUUACUCAAAUUUGGAUCACCCGUUUGUACACAUUGAAGGUUAUAUUAUUCUUAAAUAUCAUCUGUUGGUUCUCUUUCUAAUUACAUCUGGCAGAAACAGAGUAACUACCAUCCCGCAUAAUCAUGGUCCAUACGUAGACCGCAUCUAUUAUAAUUGAAGAGAAUAAGUGUUACUGUAGCGAUGGUCUCACUAAUAGUAGUUAACCAUAAAUGGACAGUCUCAUAUACUGUUUCAACAGUAGUUCAGAUGGUAAACGGCCAAUUGACCAUAUGAGUAAUAGGCGGUUAAGUAUAAUUAACAUUUAAAUCCGGUCGUUUUUUCGAACAAAAAUUUCGAUGUACCAUACAUCAGUUGGUAGAUGUACAAUUGACGAACUAUAUAAUUACACAUCGACAGCAUGGUAUGUAUUAACAGUAAGUGUUGAUGUAGGGUUGGUAUGGUAAAUCAACCUUAAAAUUGUAUGCUAACAAUGAAGCGAAUAGUGACAAUAUAUCUUAUAACGCAUAUGUAAUUUUGACUGCAUGGUAUGUCGUUUUUCAUUAUGCGGGAUGGCUCAUAAGAGUGGUUCAAAUUUUGACUUUUUCGCUCCUCUAUGCUUAAACGGUAGUAUCAGUUGUCUUUCCUAAUUUUUAACAGAUUUGGUUGUAUUUUGACUUAGCACGCGCGAUUUGAAGCUUGAGAAUUACUAUGGAAACAGUAACUUUUUUGGAAAACCGUUUUGCAAUGUUGCUCAUUAAUAUCUAAAAAUAUAUGGCAACAUAGGAAAUUUAGCGAGUGAAUAAAUCGUUUUUGUUGCGAAACAAUUUGCUGCUUGCAAGAAAAAUUAUUAAGGAAAUACUAAAUCGUGGGAAAUUCAAUUGAGCACGUAAAAGAAUAACAUAUCAAUAAUGAGUAUUUUUGUUUUCUUUAUAACUUUGCUUACGAAAGUUCGAUCGGUUCGCAACAACAACCGUCUUACAUAUUAGGAAAUAUUCUUCGAAGUCUUCGGGUUGAUUAUAUUUAGGGGGAGAUCAUCCAGUGCUGGACACAUAAGCCAUUUGAUGAAAAAAAAAACUCUAACUAUCCGGAUUAUGUUUCCUUUUAUACCUUAUACAUAAAAUAUGGCCAUUGAUGAUUCAUACAAGCUAUAUUUGAUUAUUUGAACACGUUUUACGAAGAUGAAUUUUGGAGAAAAAUUUCACGGUUCAGAAAAAUGUCUCCUAGUACCGGACACUAUUGCAUCAAAUGUUCAAAUAUUGUUCAAAUGUGACUAAGUUCCUGUUACAUGAGUAAAGACACCAUUCAGAAUAAUCAUAUUUUUCACAUGCUUCAAGCUGUAAAUAUUAAAAAUUGUUAGUAGAGCUUAUUUGAUUCGUUAGCUAAAUUGUUUACAUCCUAAUCCAAAUUCUCACCUUUUUGAAUGGACUCUUUAAUUUUUGUUUCUGCUAAUUUAUGUGGUUUUCUGAGCAAGAAGAAACAAUUGAAUUGAAGUAAGUGUAACAAAACAGGUGUAAAAAAUGGCUAUGAAAAAUCUCAAUGUCCGAACACCACAAUUACAUGGCACAUCUAACAAAUCAUCAUCAUUAUUUAAAAUAUGGCUAAUAUGGACCAUCUUCACAUAAUCAGAAUGCAUUAGAUUGAUUUUAACAUUGUUGGUUCAAACCUUCUAAAAUAACGCGAAACAUGAAAUUUUUUAACAUUUUUAUUCAAUUUAGUAUUUUGUACAAGGCUUACCACAUGAAGAUCUGAUAUCCCAUGCCGUUAAAAUCCUUUUAAAUAGCUUCCUUUUGUACUUUAUAAGCUGAAGGAGGGAGCUCUGCUUAUUAUUCUUAUUAUCUUAUGAUCUGCUUUACGUAGUUUCCAUCGGGCGGUCGUAUCUUGUAUAUAACCCUUCUGAUUUUUCGUCCAAAGAAUCAUUUGACAAACGUCAGUUUUGGUCAAAUAAGCUGAAUUUCAUUUGGAUGAAUCGAUCGUUUUUCCGAAACAGUUAUUAGGUCAAAAAUGAUUAGGCCGUAAAUAUCAUUUGACCGAGAGCGAAAGGGACAUUCGGCCAAACUGGUAUUUUGGCUGAAAACAUUGUUUGACCUAACAGGUCAUUGGUCGUUUGACCGAAUAGAUCAAUUGACCGAAAUUGUCGUUCGCUAGAAAUGGUCUUUUGAAACAAAGAGCUGUUUGCCCCGAAAGUGUCCUUUCUGCCAAACAACCAUUUGGCCGAACGACUUUUUCGACAAAAUGAGCAGCUCAGCUGAACUACACUUUCGUAUGUCAAUUUCGUCCAAAUGACCCUUUCUGCCAAACGACCGUUUCGACCAAAUGGCAUUUUUUGCCAAAUAACCAAAAUUGUAAUAAUUUGUUACGCUUUUCAAGCAAAAUACAAUGAGCUUCUACUCGAUAUUUAGAAUAUUGUGAUAGAAAGUUCAGAUUUUGUUAAUGUUGUAGCUUGCAGGUUGUCUACAAUGCGAAUUUCGGUUUCAAACCACAAUGCAUCCAAAAAUUGGUGGUUAGUGGCUUGUAAAACUUGUAAAAUUCUCAGAAGGCUGGUAACGUUCAGAACGGUGGUGGUGGAUCACUCUUGCAGAGGCAGAAAGCGCAAAACUGAAGGUAGAAAAAAACCGAAGGUAUUUGUCCAUGAAAAUUCUUCAACUAUCAGUUGAUAGUUAAACUAUCGAUCACCUGAUGAAAAACCGUUAGAGCUAUGUGAAACAGUUAUAUGGCCAACAGAAUUAAUAUUCGAGUAGUAGGAGGGCCACAUGGCACAAUGGUCGGAUUCGUCGAAUUUCACGACAUAAUUCGAUAACUCGAAAACCCACAGCGCUAGAGUUUUGACGUCUUCAGAAGAAAUAAGCUACAAGAAAAGAUCUUUUUUUUGUGUCUUUAUUAAGGAGAAAGAAAAGAUCUAUUUUUGGUGUAAGUUGCCAUUAGGGUGGUGCGGACGAGCUCGGUGGUCUAGUGGCUAUCGCUUCUGCCUUAUAAGCAGGAGGUCGUGGGUUCAAUUCCAGGCUCGUCCCUUUCCUUCUUUGUAUUUCUAUCUUUGUUCUUUCUGUGUUUCACGUUCUACCAGAACGAUUCCUACUGUUAAACCUUCAACACUAACAAUCCAAAAACCUCCCGUGGCACCUAUGAGAGGUCGUAGAGUUCUCUGCAUCUUUCUUAAGUAGGUGUCCAACUAACCAUCCUUCCCCUUCCUCAGCAUUCGCAAGGACGUGGCCAGGACAGAUCUCGACUAUUGGAGAGUGCAUUGCUUCCAUCUAAGAGAUAGCGAUUAGUCCCAAAUCAAUAUCUGUGGUAACGGAUGAAAGUGUUGCUACUCUCAUACAAUAGUCUUGGCUUGUACCACCUACGAAUUUGUGCGAAAUGUUCAAUGCUAAUGCUAAUGCUAAAGUUGCCAUUAGGGUGGUGCGGGCUUGGUAGUCAUAUGGCUACUGCUUCUGCCUCAUAUGCAGGAGGUCGUGGGUUCAAUCCCAGGUCCGUUCCAUUCUCCUACUUUGUAUCUUUCUCUAUAUUUCUCAUGUUCUAGCAAUCGCUAGAACUGGAAAUGGACUUUCAUACCGUUUCCAUUACUAUUCCUAUACCUUCAACUUGAGUAUUCUAACAGUAAUCUGCUAGAAUUGGAAAUGAACUAUAGAGCUCGUUUCCUACAUCCAAUUAGAAAUUCCAUCAGUUGCUUUCUCCUAUCUAUCACAUUAGCAGCUCGUUAACCAAGACGGACCUCUGCCUCUUGAACCUAACCCAAAAAUUCCAACAAAUUCCGCAUGAACUCGUGUCAAGUGCAGAGGUAUAUUCGGCUUGCAGUGGGUGAGUGAUUGCAUCAUCAUUUCCUCCCCCUUCCCUACAUUGACUUUCAUUCUGACGUGGCAGGCGCCAGUAUGACCUAACAACUGAGAUCAUCAGUAAUUGUACAUUGAAGAUGUGUGCUAGUCCCAAGCAAACAUCUGUUGGUUCCCUGUGCAAGAACAGCUGAUCUGGUCAUAAUGCAAUAGCAACUACGAGCAGUCAAUCAAGCUCAAGCUCAAAGCUCAAGCUGAGUUGCCAUUAGGGUGGCCCUUUUGUGACAAAUGUAUUUUUUUAAUCUGUCGAGUUAAGAAAUCGUACCAUUCUACAAAGUUGUUGAAAAUUUAAUUCUAAGCAUUUUUGCUUUAAUACAUUUAUCUUAUUUCAUAUAGGUAAUGUUUAAUGACAAAAUUACUAAAUUUAGUGGUCCCGAAAAAAACAGUUUUUAGCUUCUGUCUUCUUUAAUUCAAAUUAUUUUCAAAAACUGUCUUUGCAUCGCUUUACGAUCUUUGGAUAGCGCUUCUAAUGGUUGAUAGCUCAAUUUUGAAGCAUGUUGUAAGCUAAUCGCUAAUCUUACCCAGCACAGCAUGAAGUCAAUUCCCAGCUCGUCGUUGGUGUCACAGCUUAGAAGGUGACCGCUCGAUGCCCGGCAUUUAACACUUUUUGUCACGACCAGCAAAUUUCCUGCUUGUUCAUGGCGACGAAGUUGCGGGGAUGUAGUUCAUCGAAGAUUAUCCUGCCGCGACCUGCGGAACCUAACGACUUUCAGUUUCAUGUUCCAAGUUACUAAUAAAAUAACGAUAUGGAAAGUAAUUAUAUAAAGCCAGUUAUCAUCGCUACAGAUGGUUAUUGGUUACUAUUCAAGCAAUCUAAAAAAGCAAGGCAUCGGUAAUAAUUAGUGAUCCAUUGUUUCAAAAUAUCACAAAUGAAUCGAAUACUAAAGCAGGUCACAAAACAAACCCAACACGAAUACAAUUAAAGAUCAGCAAUAUACAUGGAAACUCAUUGAUUGUGGUAAAGAAUUAUUCACAAAGCUGAAGAAAUCAACAAUCGAACCAAAACUUCUACCCAUCGAUGGGGAAUGAUUCAUUUAGAAGGCUCUGUGUAAUAGGAAGGUGUGGCAAGCAAAUUUAUUUCGGCUGUAAUUUACGCUAGGUUCGUGUUCGGAGUGGGCUUUCGAGUCGAGUGUAUGAGUUAGUUAUACAACCGCGAAUGAGUGACUAUCUCUAAGAGAGCAGUGUGAGUGCUACAAUACCGUCUGAAACUAUGAGUCCACGUUUUCCAUGUCUCUCGUACGCAUAUGAAUCGCUAUAAUAUUACACUCAUCGUUUUUUGAUUUGGUCUGUCUGUAUCAUUGCGAAUGGGCAUAUUUAUGACUAAAGAAAUACGAGAAAAAUAAAAAACGUUUUAUAUGAUGUCUUCCAUAUAGUAUUAAUGAAAUGAGAAUUAUUAAUUUACUUUCCAGUUUUGUGAGAAUGCGAGCAGUAGGCAAAUGGCAAAGAAGAAAAAGCAUAAUGGAUACCUUGGAGAGGUGUUUGUUUAUUUAAAAAGUAUAUAUAGAAUCUAUGAACUCUAGUUAGAAUGUAAGGUAAGAAGAAGAGGAAAUAUUUUAAAACAGUAAGUAAGUGAACAGUUAAAUCUAAACCAAGACCUGAAUCCACUUAGGCAAAACGAAAUGACAUGGGAUGGAGUCGCGCAAAUCGCAAUCUGAACAGGACACUGUCUCCUCUCGAUAUCCUACCAGGCAGUGACUUUGGCAUCCUGUAAAAAGAAAUCGCUCUAGUUCUUGUUAGUGGCAAAGCACUGCAGGUCGAAGGAAUACCACAAUGUCCUGAUAAAAAAGAAUAAAAAGAAACUUUCAGUUUUGGAUCAAGUUUUAAUUCCAAAAUAAAAAGCACAGUCUCUGACAAAAACUCUUGGAAGAUAAAAAAAACAGAAACAAACAAAAAUCUAUAAAUAUGUUAUAUAUCAGUGAAAUACUAUAUCAAAAUGAAACAAACCAACCUUAGAUAGUUCGAUAUCAUAAUUGCAUUUACCAAAGUAAGAUCAAGUCAUACAAAAACCACACACACACACAGGAGGAGACAAAGUCACACAGAAUAUCCCCAGCAGCAUUCCGAUCGAAUUUCAUGUUUGGCUGGCGGCCGUUUAUGUAAAUAUCAAUUCGAAGCCACAACAUGUCAUCGUUACAUACAUACAGAAAUACGAAUUCAUGUCAAUCUUAAUCGAGGUAACUUUUUAGCUGUCUCGGGAUAUUGAACACCGGCAUUGCAUUGUAAUUAACCAAAACGUUGUUCCAUUACUCCAUCGUACUAGUAGCAGGUACUCGUUUUGUUUGGACUCAUUUUGUUGUCAAGAAGUCUUCAGUUGAAUAGGAAAAAUGAAAUCAAAAAAUAUCAAAUAGUUAUCAUUGUGUCAUGCAUCUGAUUAUCUUGGGUGGAAUUAAAAUGAAUGAUCGAGCUGUGGAGAGCAUA